Messenger RNA from Hydractinia symbiolongicarpus, 3311 nucleotides. Its product is annotated as ataxin-2-like. The transcript is spliced from 19 exons. Gene Ontology annotation, molecular function: RNA binding. The coding region runs from base 174 to 3107 and encodes 977 amino acids. Gene Ontology annotation, biological process: cytoplasmic stress granule assembly. Gene Ontology annotation, cellular component: cytoplasmic stress granule. The record is from RefSeq and is a predicted model, not a curated record. Lineage: Eukaryota; Metazoa; Cnidaria; Hydrozoa; Anthoathecata; Hydractiniidae.
GGAAAUGUUCAACAAUCGCGAAGUAACUAAAAUGGCUGCUGCAAAAAAUAUUUUUCUUCCAUAGUAUGAUCAAAUUGCAGCUAGCUAGCUAGUAAACAAUAUUCUUAGCUUUUAACUUGGUCAUAUUAUGAUAAUUUAAUAAGAAAGGUUGUGGUUAGAAUAAACUGUAUCAAAUGGUGGAGAAAGGUUCAGGCAAUCAAAGCAGAAUGAACAAUAACUCUAAAAGAAGAGGAGGAAGAGGGUCAAAUUCCUCAAACAGACAUUUACGAACAAAAGGAACGCCUUUUAAUGCUGGCGGUUCGAGUUCUCUCAAUUGGCGUAAUGAAUAUAGCAAGACCAACUUGAAUAAUGAAGCAAACAAUUAUGGCUAUAACAACCACCAUUUGACAAGUGCUUUUUAUAUGCUUAUUGGUUUGAAAGUUCAAAUACAGAAAAGAGAUGGAAACAUUUAUGAAGGAAUUUUGGAAACUGUGUCAAGCAAAAAUGAUUUUUGCUUAAGCCAUGUGACGAAACCACCUGGCAAUAAUAACGAGAAUGGCGACGUCUCUAACUCGCAAGACCCAUUUCAGAAAGCAACUUUUCUAUUCCCUGACAUAGUUUAUUGUAAAGCUGUGGAUGUGGAUUUAGACUUCGCCAGACGUGAUGUUCUUUUAACUGACUCAGCUAUCAGUGGUUCUAAUGGACCUGCAGCACAGCGUGAAUUAGUUAUGUGGAAACCAGAUGAAGGAUUGGCACUAUCAAGUGAGGCACUGGAUUGUCUCGAUACGAAUGAUGAAUCGUGGGGAUUUGAUGACAUGAUCAGUGCACAUGAAGAGAAACAUGGUGUUACUUCAACUUUUGACAGUUCUAUGUCUAACUACAUGACACCUAUUGAAAAACGUGACGAUGAAGAAUAUAAAGAACAAGAAAGACGAGCUGAACAGAUAGCUCGUGAAAUACAAAAUAGUGCACAUCACAAAGAGCUGGAAAUGGCUGACAGUGGUGCUGGAGAAGAAGAAAUGUUCAGCUCUGUAUCUCGACUAUCAGCAAACAAUAAACUCAAUACUGUAGCCAAUGAUGUGAUGUUUACAUCUGCUACCCGAAAUAAUACGAACAACAACAACAAUACUAACAAUGAAGGCAUUCCCAGUUACAAUCGGUCUUAUAAUCAAAGAAGAGGUGGAAAAGCUCAAAAUACAGUUGGUCCUAGGCUGCAACGUAAUAACAGAAACCAAGAAGGAUUUCAGAAUGGUCCUAACGGCAGCAAUGUGUCUAGUAAUCGUAGCGCUCUACCUCCAAGAUCACAAAAUGGAAAUGCUUCAAGGAACAAUGGUUACCAGCAUCCACAACAAAUUGACCAUCAUAAAGCACCUGCCGACAAUGUUUAUGUGAAUUCUGCUCAAGCAACAUUGUCAUAUUCUGCUGUUGCCAUGAAGACACAGCCAGUACAAAAUAAUAGGGAUAACCCAAGACAAAAAGUUACCAGGCCGCCUCAACCAUUAAUGCAACAACAAGUGACUGCACCAAGUCAACAGACUGCAGUCCAAGGUGGAAUGGUACCUGCCAAUUUAAAAUCAUCCCAACUUCCUGCCAUGUCAGAAGCCCUCGCUGCUGCCAAGGAGCAGGUAAUAAACAACUCUAGAAAUUAUGCUAGUAUGACACAAAGUGGGCUGACACAUCCUCAAAUUUCAACACAAGGUCAACAUACCACCCAAAUGAGCACAUCGCAAGGACAAAACACUACCCAGAUCAGUACAUCACAACAUGCUGUUCAAGGUAGAGCACCUCAAGCUGUAGAGGACCAUGCAACACAUCAACACCUUCAUACAACAGAAUCAUCACCAGAAAGGCAGCGAUUGGCUCAUGGAAAGGAGGCCGAUAAAAAAUUAUUACUUGAACAGAAAUGCGAUACACGUGAUUUCCCCUCUAAAGGGUUGUCCAAAUAUGGAAAAAUAAACCCUCCAGUUGGUGGAGAGGAAGAAAAAAAACCAAGUAUAAACGAAUUGAAAGAUUUCAAGAACAAUUUCCAGCUGAAUGUCAAGACAGCUAGCUCAAGCAAUUCGCCUGUGAAAUCAAAGUUUGACGAAAAAGAGCCUGUAUCCGAAGUUGUUUCUAAAAGCACGGCACUUCUCACUGAAUCAAUUGCGAACACCUCCUUAGUCGACUCUGUUACACCUUCAAGAACAGUAGUGUCAACAGCAUCGUCUACUUCAACCACUUCUGCACCAUCAACCACUGCAACUACAAGUGCACCAUCUCAACCAUUAAAAUCAGCACUAAAUCCCACUGCGAAAGAGUUCAAUUUUAAUCCAACUGCUAAAGAAUUCACGCCUGGAACGGCUGGUAAAUCAGGCUUUGUGAAACAAUCAUCUUUUCCUACGGAAGUCUAUAACGGCGUGCAUCCUCCACAGUAUGUACAAACGCAUCCUGGCACAGUUGUUGCUAGUCCACACCCUGGCGAGGUCAUGCAACAGCCACAAAUUAUGAAACAAGCACAACAAAUAUAUCGAUACCCAACAGUGUUCAGCAUCCAUGCAGGAGAUUAUGCAAAUCAAGGUGGAGGGCAAAUAAUCCAACCUGGUUACAUUCAAAACCAAGGCAUGCCUAAUCAUCAACCGCAAGUGGUUUAUUUUCAGGGUGGUUAUCAUCAGUCUGUUGUUCCCGGUCCUCAAGGUUCUAUGCAGUCUCUAAUACCUAUGCAGUCUCCAAUGGUGCGUUACAUCCCACCACAACAUGCAGGAAAUGCUGUACCGCAAGCGUCCAAUCGAAUUCAUCACCCAGAAGGAGUGCAAGGCGGUUACCUUAUCGCAGCUAACCAACACGGCGGUAUAUUGUCGACACAACCUGUGGCGUCUAACCAGCACAAUUUUUCUACUCCACCAUCGCCGUCUCCGCAUAUGCAGCAACAACAACAAUAUGUGUACUCAGCUAAUAACUAUUCUCAACACCAGGUCGCAUCGCCUAUCAAUCAUCCGCAAGGAGGCGGGCCGCCGAACUAUCGAACAACAGCAUCGAUGCAAUCUGUAUCAAGUCAUCCUCCUGGCCAACAACUCGUAAUGAUGGGACAACACGUACCAGGUGUUGCCAUGCAACCAGGCCAAGGUUUUAUGCAAGGUCACAUUCAUUAAAUACGGAAGAAAUUGAGAACUCUCAAAUAAGUUUACAAAGUUUCUCGAAGAAGCACAGCGAGGAAGUACCUUCACAAGUAAACACGUUCGGAGGUGCACACUGAAGCAAACGAAUGAAAAUAUUACUUUCAAAUAGAAAAAAAAGGAAUUCGUUUGCACUUAAAAAAAUAAAGAAUUUAUCCAGAAGAAUUUUUAAUGAAAACA